CCUCAAUUGACCGACCCGCCUUGAAUCUCAAAAUCAAUCAAUCUUCAAUCGCAAUUCCACACCCCCUCCCAACAACAGAGCAACACCACCACCUACCUUUCUUCUCUCCAUCCACUCAUAGCCCGGUUCGAGGACCACCACCAAAGAGAAAAAAAAAAUGUCCUUCAUCACCCCCCUCCGCCGCACAACGGCCACAGCAGCAACGACAGCAACAACCACCACCGCCCGCACAACCUUCAUCUGCUCGCAAUGCCGCCACGCCUCCCUCCUACGCCGCCCCAAGCGGCCCUACCAGUUCACUCAAUUGAUCACCAUGUCCGACGGCAGCACCUUCACCCACCGCACCUCCUCCCCAAUCCCCGUCUACCGCUCCACCCGCGACACGCGCAACUCGCUCAUGUGGAACCCCUCCUCCAGCAAGCUGGCCAGCGUCGAGAAGGACGAGGCCGGGCGCAUGGCCGCCUUCCGUGCGAAGUUCGGUCGCAGCUUCGAUGCGAAUGUCGCGUCUGCUGACCCUGCCGCCGCUGAGGCAAAGGCCACGAAGGAGGCCGACGCGAAGCAGGCGCAGGCGGAGGCGGAGGAGGAGGACGAUAACUUGUUGGAUUUGAUCAGUUCAUUCGGGCAGCAGGAGGCACCGCCGCCGCAGAAGAAGAGCAAGUACUGAUUCUAGGGGGCUGCGGGUUUGGGAUCUUUGUGGAGGGGGCCAGGUCUUUUUCUUGGGGGAGGGUUUCUAUCAAAAAAGACUGGCUUCGACUUGUUCUAGUUGUUUGAUUCACGGCUUUUUUUUUUUGAAGAGGCCCUUCCGUCCGGGUUGGAACGAUGUGACUAAAGAUGGGGUUUCUCAUGGGGUUGUUCGAUUGUUUCGGAUUUAUGUACAGUAUCAUCAUCAUACCACGCAACCUUUUUGAAUGGCAGUUUCUUUUCUCGU
Messenger RNA from Aspergillus saccharolyticus JOP 1030-1, 928 nucleotides. RefSeq names its product mitochondrial 54S ribosomal protein bL31m. The record is from RefSeq and is a predicted model, not a curated record. Gene Ontology annotation, biological process: mitochondrial translation. Gene Ontology annotation, molecular function: structural constituent of ribosome. Bases 158 to 664 code for a protein of 168 amino acids. Gene Ontology annotation, cellular component: mitochondrial large ribosomal subunit. NCBI's taxonomy places the organism in Eukaryota, Fungi, Ascomycota, Eurotiomycetes, Eurotiales, Aspergillaceae. The transcript has a single exon.